AUGGCUAUUUGCAAAGUUAACAUGCUCUUAUCUUCCACAAUAAUCAUUUUUCUCCUUCUUCCCGUCUUAGUCAUAGGAGAAUGCACAUGCGACUCAGAAACUACGAAAAUCGGGGGAAGAAUCCAAUCCCUUAAAUACAAGCUUAUCGCGAUCGCUGCCAUUCUUGUGGCCGGUGCCAUCGGAGUUAGUAUUCCCAUUCUCGGGAGGAUGUUUAAUGCUCUACGCCCCGAAAACGAGGUAUUCUUCAUAGUGAAGGCAUUUGCUGGAGGCGUAAUCCUUGCAACCGCUUUCAUCCACAUCCUUCCUGACGCAAUCGAUAACCUGUCUUCGCCAUGCUUGAGCGAAAACCCGUGGGGGAAGUUUCCGUUCGCAGGAAUGGUGGCGAUGAUGGGCUCAAUUGGAACUUUGAUGGUGGAUUCUUUGGUUAUGGGGUUUUACAAGAGGCAGCAUUUCAAGAAGGCUGGCAGCCAACAGGUUGCUGAUGAGGAUAGUGUGGAGGCAUCUGGUAGUCAUAAUGAUCAUGUUCAUGUUCAUACUCAUGCAACACAUGGCCAUGCACAUGGAUCUUAUGUUGCCUCUGCAGAUGAGGAAGCCAAUAUUGGUGACUCCGAUCUUAUUCGUCGUCGUAUAGUAUCACAGGUGUUGGAGCUUGGAAUUGUGGUUCAUUCGGUAAUAAUUGGAAUCUCUUUGGGGACAUCUCAAAGCCCAAUAGUCAUAAAGCCUCUUUUAGCUGCUCUCACUUUUCAUCAGUUCUUUGAGGGGAUGGGACUUGGUGCUUGCAUUUCUGAGGCACAAUUCAAGUCGUGUUCAAUGGCUACGAUGGCAGUGUUCUUUUCCCUCACGACCCCGAUGGGAAUUGCGAUCGGAAUUGGGGUUUCCAACGUUUACAAUGAGGGAAGUCCAACAUCACUGAUCGUCCAAGGGAUAUUCGAUGCAGCCUCAUCCGGGAUAUUAAUAUACAUGUCCCUAGUUGAUUUGCUUGCAGCUGAUUUCAUGAACACAAGAGUUCAAAGCAGUGCAAGGCUCCAAAUUGGGACAAAUAUUUCACUUCUUCUUGGAGCUCUAUGCAUGGCUAUCUUGGCAAAAUGGGCUUGAAUAUUCGACU
Messenger RNA from Impatiens glandulifera, 1105 nucleotides. Its product is annotated as zinc transporter 8-like. Gene Ontology annotation, cellular component: plasma membrane. Bases 1 to 1095 code for a protein of 364 amino acids. Gene Ontology annotation, biological process: zinc ion transmembrane transport. Lineage: Eukaryota; Viridiplantae; Streptophyta; Magnoliopsida; Ericales; Balsaminaceae. The transcript has 3 exons. Gene Ontology annotation, molecular function: zinc ion transmembrane transporter activity. The record is from RefSeq and is a predicted model, not a curated record.